Messenger RNA from Hydra vulgaris (swiftwater hydra), 1308 nucleotides. RefSeq lists its product as uncharacterized. NCBI's taxonomy places the organism in Eukaryota, Metazoa, Cnidaria, Hydrozoa, Anthoathecata, Hydridae. The record is from RefSeq and is a predicted model, not a curated record.
AUGGACAUUAUUACAACAACUGAAUCGUCUGCCUUAAAACUCGAAUAUAAUAAAGAAAUUGAAAAAGCGCAAAACCUAAGGAAAAAUGUAUUGAGAGAACUUAAAAUGGGAUUUGUAAGAAUAGAACAUAAUAAAACAAUUGAAAAUAUUAGAGAACAGAUUGGUCCAACAAAAAUUAUUAGUAUUGAUCCCACUCUAAGUUAUGCAGCUAAAAUAAAGUCUUUCCUUUCAAAACUUAACAAAAAGCAACGUUUUUCUAAUGAUGAGCAUGGAAGCGUAUACCCGAGUGACCCUGUCCCACCACGUUUGUAUGGGCUAAUUAAAGCUCAUAAACAAGAAAAAUUUUAUCCGAUGAGAGUAGUUGUAUCAACUAUUGGCAUACCUUGUUAUGGAAUUUUGAAUUACUUGGUUAAAAGAAUACAACCGGUCUUAAAUGAAAAUCCUAUUAAGUUAAAAAAUUCAAAAGACAUUAUUAACAAAACUAAGUCGUGGCUGAUUGACAAAGAUGAAAUACAGGUAUCCUUUGAUAUUGUCAACUUAUACCCAUCAAUACCAUUAAAAGAAGCAACUUUAAUACUUUUGGAUCAAUUAAAUAAAAGCGUUUCUUACAAAAACUCAACUAAACUUACUUUAACUGAAACAAAACAACUAAUUGAGCUUUGUUUGUUUCGUUGUUAUUUCUUGUGGAAUGGUGAGAUUCAUGAGUUGGAGAAUUCAGGCCCAAUUGGAUUUUCUUUUAUGGUUGUUUUGGCUGAAUCUUUUUUACAAUACCAUGAGGAAAAAGCAAUAAAAAUGGCAACGACAAUGAUUCCUUUAAUUGAUAUUAAAUCCUUUCAUAGAUAUGUAGACGAUAGCCAUGCAAGGUUUUUUAACUUAAUUCAAGCGGAACAGUUCCAAACAAUUCUUAACAGACAACAUCCUUCUUUAAAAUAUACUAUUGAGGUUGAAAACAAAAAUAAGAUACUUAACUUUUUGGAUAUAACUAUUAUUAAUAAUACCCAAGGAAAAUAUGAGUUCAAGGUUUACAGAAAGGAUGCGAUAACCAAUAUCCAAAUCAAACCUCAUUCUAAUCAUGAUCCUAAAAUUUUACAAGCAAUAUUCAAAGGAUACAUACACAGAGCAUACUCAAUAUGCAGCGAAAACCAUUUAAACGUUGAGAUAAAUUUUUUAAUUCAAGUGUUUACUGAAAAUGGAUACGAUGAAAAAAUGCUUAAAGAAAUUUCUAAACAGGUUCGAAAAAAACGUUUUGCGAACAAAAAUGAAAUUCCAUCAAACUCUAAUAAUCUUCCUACAAUCUCUUUACCAUGA